This is a messenger RNA of Penicillium manginii, 909 nucleotides long. RefSeq lists its product as uncharacterized. The record is from RefSeq and is a predicted model, not a curated record. Bases 1 to 909 code for a protein of 302 amino acids. Lineage: Eukaryota; Fungi; Ascomycota; Eurotiomycetes; Eurotiales; Aspergillaceae. The transcript has a single exon.
AUGUCUUCCGACGCCCUUGCUCCGACUUCUUCUCCGCCACGCGAUCCAGCUGAAAUCAACAAACUAGUAACCGAACAGGAUGACCAGUCUUUCUACCAUCACCCUUCAUGGCCGGAGCGAUGGUCACACCCCGAGUUUGUCGGCGACUUUGUGGACAAUUGGCGCAAAGCUCCAUGGUUUGACCAGGAUAAACGAAGCCCAAGAAACUUUCUGUACCCGAAGGUCAACUCUAUAUUCCCCUGGGGUUAUUUUAUAUACCGAACAGUCUAUACUGCCGAAUCAGAUGAGCUAUGGCCUUUUGCUAUGGAUAAACUGGCUAAAAAUAUGGAUAACCAGAUCAACUCUGAUCUUUACGCCGAUAAUCGACGGAAGAAGCCUAAGGAUGAAGAGCCAGAUGGUGAUGCUGAACGGUUGGUGAUGGAAACACACAAGGAUGUUAUUUUCUCCGAUAAGCAGUUCUGGGAUAGAGCAACUAUCGAGCAGGUUCGAGAUCAUUUUGUAGAGUAUCUUCGUGCAAGCAAGGGCGAAGGAACUGGUCGAUUCGAAGGCUGUCUUUUGAUUGAUGAGCGGUCGCUAAAGUCAAUCAUUGCUAGUUCUGACCCUCUGCCCUGGCUUGAGGGGGAAAGGCCUAGACUUCCUGUUAAGACUCGGGGAUUUGUUGGCAUGAUCGAUGGGCGGUAUCCGGAUAAUCGGUGGAAGGCACGAUAUACGGGCUAUAUGCGAGUGGAUAUUCGUUCUCUGUGGCAUCUCUAUAGGGAGUUGAGCCGGAGAAAUAUGCAGGAGCUCUGCCCCUCCGAGAUUGUUCCUGAGGGAUUGAUUCCGUUUUAUGACAGUGGGAUGGGGAAAGCGCAAGACAAGGAGGGGAACUUUAUUCCAACGGUGGCUGAUCGAACGACUCGAAUAUUUUGA